AUCCAGACCCAGUGAGAAACCUGAGGGUGGAGGCUCAGGACAGCAGCUCCAUCAGCCUGACAUGGGACGUCCCCGAGGGCUCCUCCCCCUCCCAGGACCUCACCUACUGGGCCGUGUGCAUUAAUAAUGGUGGCCAGAGUGAGACCUGGAACACAACAGACACCCGAGUCACUGUGGAUGGACUGCGUCCUGCCUCUUCAUAUGAGUGUUCUGUGUGGGUGGAAAGAGAUGGAGUCAACAGCUCCAAGGUGAAUCUCAGUCACUCCACAGCUCCAAACCCAGUGACAAACCUGAGGGUGGAGGCUCAGGACAACAGCUCCAUCAGCCUGACAUGGGACAUCCCUGAGGGCUCCUCCUCCUCCCAGGACCUCACCUACUUGGCGGUGUGCAUUAAUAAUGGUGGCCAGAGUGAGACCCGGAACACAACAGACACCCGAGUCACCGUGGAUGGACUGCGUCCUGCCUCUUCAUAUGAGUGUUCUGUGUGGGUGGAAAGAGAUGGCGUCAGCAGCUCCAAGGUGACUGUCAGUCACUCCACAGCUCCAAACCCAGUGAGAAACCUGAGGGUGGAAGCUCAAAACAGCAGCUCCAUCAGCCUGACAUCGGAUGUCCCUGAGGGCUCCUCCCCAUCCCAGAACAUCAUCUACUGGGUCCAGUGCACUGACGAUGGUGGCCAGAGUGAGACCUUGAACACAACAAACACCCGAGUCACUGUGGAUGGACUGCAUCCUGCCUCUUCAUAUGUGUGUUCUGUGUGGGUGGAAAGAGAUGGAGUCAGCAGCUCCAAGGUGAAUGUGAGUCACUCCACAGCUCCAAACCCAGUGAGAAACCUGAGGGUGGAGGCUCAGGACAACAGCUCCAUCAGCCUGACUUGGGACGUCCCUGAGACGAACUGCUCCUCCUCCUCCCAGGACCUCACCUACUGGGUCCAGUGCACUGAAGAUGGUGGCCAGAAUGAGCCCCGGAACACAGCAGACACCCGAGUCACUGUGGAUGGACUGCAUCCUGCCUCUUCAUAUGAGUGUUCUGUGUGGGUGGAAAGAGAUGGCGUCAGCAGCUCCAAGGUGACUCUCAAUCAAUCCACAGGAGAUUGGGAAGGCAUGGCCCUCAUCACAGACAGCAUUUGGAAAGUGCUGGUUUAG
Molecule: messenger RNA, 1142 nt
Organism: Peromyscus maniculatus bairdii (prairie deer mouse)
Lineage: Eukaryota; Metazoa; Chordata; Mammalia; Rodentia; Cricetidae
Source: RefSeq, a predicted model, not a curated record